This is a messenger RNA of Lachancea lanzarotensis, 678 nucleotides long. RefSeq names its product LALA0S07e06942g1_1 (gene UBC13). Gene Ontology annotation, cellular component: nucleus. The record is from RefSeq and is a predicted model, not a curated record. Lineage: Eukaryota; Fungi; Ascomycota; Saccharomycetes; Saccharomycetales; Saccharomycetaceae. Gene Ontology annotation, molecular function: ubiquitin conjugating enzyme activity. Gene Ontology annotation, biological process: protein K63-linked ubiquitination; DNA damage tolerance. The coding region runs from base 1 to 678 and encodes 225 amino acids. The transcript is spliced from 2 exons.
AUGUUCUUACUGUACAACGUAGUUCUGUCUUUCUCGCUCUGGAUCAUUUCUCACGUCAUCUUCUCUGUCAUCUUCUCUGUCAUCUGUAAUCAUCUUAAAUUACCUAUAACUCACUCAUCUGAUGUAGUUGUAUCAUCGACCUUCUUGGACAAAAUUCGAAUCUUUGAUACAACUCGUGGAUCGAGCAAAGGCUGGAUUGGCCCUGUAAGCAUUGAAAUAACCAUGGCUUCACUUCCAAAGAGAAUCAUCAAAGAGACGGAACGGUUGGUUAGCGACCCAGUACCGGGAAUUACAGCAACACCGCAUGACGAUAACCUUCGGUAUUUCGAAGUUACGAUAGAGGGUCCGGAACAGUCACCGUACGAAAACGGAGUGUUUGCAUUAGAACUAUUUCUUCCAGACGAUUAUCCGAUGGAGGCCCCCAAAGUGCGGUUUUUGACCAAGAUCUACCAUCCGAACAUAGACCGGCUGGGCCGGAUCUGUUUGGAUGUGUUGAAGACCAACUGGUCGCCCGCGCUGCAAAUUCGUACCGUUCUGCUGUCCGUACAGGCGCUACUUGCUAGUCCUAAUCCCAACGAUCCGUUGGCGAACGAUGUGGCCGAAGACUGGCUUCAACAUGAGGACGCAGCUAUUGCCAAGGCCCGUGAAUGGACCAAACUGUAUGCGCCGCGUAGUUGA